UUCGAAAGCCGCCAUGUUUAGAAACAUGUUUUUUUUGUGGAAUCAGUCGAAAUGGUAAAUCUCGGAUUUGCAUGCAGACUGUUGUAAAGACAAACAUAAGUGCCUAGCAAGAAUACUAACAGCGACAGGCCGCGGACUAAUCUAUGAAUAUUAUGCUCUAGUGUGCCUGGAUCAAUGGGAUCGAUCGGGACGUUUUGUUGCUGGAACCUCGCAGCUAUUCAAUGUCCUGUUGCUUUGAGUUGCUUUCAUUUGAUUAGAACGUUAUCGAUCGGUAGGUGAAACGUGCAUAGACGACAAUAAUUUGUUGGAUCGGUGUUCAUACGCUGUUCGUCAACAAACCUCCGAUACUGCUCACAACCAGCCUCAAAGACGUGUAAACAUCGGGCAAGACAAGAUGGCGGACUCUUCGUUGCCCUGUAUUGCUGUCCUGUUGUGAUGCGGUGCCUAUCUGACAGGAUCGUGUCCAAAGCCAUAGGAUGAUAUAAAGCACAACCUGAGAAACUGAACUACAUCGAACACCUACCAGAAUGCAUCUCGUCAUAAUCCUCGUUUAUGUGACAUCCGGUUUCCAUGUUCUUCUUGGUCUGCUUAGCGUUUGUCUGGGUGUGAUAUCAUCUAUUAAGUCAGAAGUAUGGCUGGCGCACCGUGUUUCACCAAUUUGGAGUGGAGGAUUCUUUAUCAUUACGGGGAUCGUCGGCGUGGUGUGUGCCAGGAGAAAGUCCUCAUAUGUGAUAAUGUGUUUCACGGCGUUUAAUGUCGUGUCCAUGGUAACGGCUGUCGUCAGUAUUCAGCUUCUGAGACUUGGACUGGUAAACCACACAACGGACGGAGAGACGAUACAGAAGGCGGUCAAGGACAUUCUAAUUCUGAUGGCCCUGGGUGCAGCAGGCACGGAAUGUCUGGUUUGUCUUAUGUCCACCGUACUCAGCUGUCGCGUGGCAAAAAUUGCCAAGGAGGAGAUGUCAAAACAGCGCGAGGGAAUGUUCUACGUUAAGGAAGACACAGAUGCCUUUGAAUGUUCAAAUAGAUCAUUUGAUGCAGAUGUCGACGAGGGUGCUUACACGGCAGACGAGAGUGGUAUCAGCAUUGAUAUUGAGGAGCAUCAGUACCAUGUUACCAUGGAUACCAAAGACAGUAGUUCCAUGACAACCAAUUUUCGAAAUAACGGAGAGUUUGACGGUGUUAUAUAUGAAGCUGAAUCCUCUAAAUCAGCUAUUCAAACAAAAGCAGAACCAGCCGUAAACUUUUAUCAAGUAGAAUCUGGUGUAGAGACGGAAGUAGAACCAGUGAUCGAGAGAUUGCCCACAACAAUGGAUGGGAAUCUUAGUGAGCUCAAUGAGGAAGAUUCCGACAGUGAUGAGGAGAGAGAAGAUGAACAGAAUCUAGACCAGCCUAAGUAAUGUGAUUAAAUUCGUCCAACAAUGCAAGUAGAUAACCUGCAUUAUUCCUGUGGUAUUAUUGCUUGCCAAAACUACACACCGAUAUGGAGAAAUGUAAACCAAUUCGUCCUUAUACUGAGUACAAGCGUGUUAAAAUAACGACCAUGUUAAUAAAAUCGUUGUAUUUGUUA
This is a messenger RNA of Pecten maximus, 1570 nucleotides long. RefSeq lists its product as uncharacterized. Gene Ontology annotation, cellular component: membrane. The record is from RefSeq and is a predicted model, not a curated record. The transcript is spliced from 5 exons. Lineage: Eukaryota; Metazoa; Mollusca; Bivalvia; Pectinida; Pectinidae. Bases 528 to 1400 code for a protein of 290 amino acids.